GGGGGCGGGGCCGACGAGUCGAGUCGAGUGGAGUCUAGUGGAGUCGGGUCGAGCUUUCAGAGUCCCGAGCGCAGGCCUUCCGCCGCGUUGAUCUUUCGGUUGCCGGUGGCCGUGGGCCGCGCGGUUUACGGUCGGGCUGAGACGCGCGCUGCAAUGGCGACCUUUGUGAGCGAGCUGGAGGCAGCCAAGAAGAACUUGAGCGAGGCACUGGGGGACAACGUGAAACAAUACUGGGCCAACUUGAAGUUGUGGUUCAAGCAGAAGAUCAGCAAAGAGGAGUUUGACCUUGAAGCGCACAGACUCCUCACACAGGACAAUGUCCAUUCUCACAAUGAUUUCCUCCUGGCCAUCCUCACACGUUGUCAGAUUUUGGUUUCUACACCAGAGGGUGCUGGAUCUUUGCCCUGGACAGGGGGCUCUGCAGCCAAGCCUGGAAAACCCAAGGGCAAGAAAAAGCUUUCUUCCGUUCGUCAAAAAUUUGAUCAUAGAUUUCAGCCUCAGAACCCCCUCUCUGGAGCUCAGCAGUUUGUGGCAAAGGAUCCCCAGGAUGACGACGAUUUGAAACUUUGUUCACACACCAUGAUGCUUCCCACACGAGGUCAACUUGAAGGGAGAAUGAUUGUGACUGCCUAUGAGCAUGGGCUGGACAAUGUCACCGAGGAGGCUGUGUCCGCUGUUGUCUACGCAGUGGAGAAUCACCUCAAAGAUAUUCUGACUUCAGUUGUAUCCAGAAGGAAAGCUUAUCGGGUACGAGAUGGACAUUUUAAAUACGCCUUUGGGAGUAACGUGACGCCACAGCCGUACCUGAAGAACAGUGUGGUGGCUUACAACAACUUGGUUGAGGGCCCUCCAGCCUUUUCUGCUCCGUGUGCCAGUCAGAACCCAGCUUCUCACCCACACCCCGACGACGCUGAGCAGCAGGCGGCGUUCCUGUUGGCGUGCUCUGGGGACACUCUACCUGCAUCGUUGCCUCCAGUGAACAUGUAUGACCUGUUUGAUGCUUUGCAGGGUGCCUUCGUCUGCACCGUAGCUGAACAGGGAGAUCCUUGGCUGAAAUCGAAGAUGCCAGAAGGACCUCAUACCUCAGCCUCCACCGUGGGUCACAACAACCAAAUAGCUGUCUCCGUAUACUGCUAAAUGUUCCAGAGUGGGCAGGGGCACAACUGUCCACUGCUUACGACUGGGCCUUCUCCAGGAAGUCCAUCAUCAGGCCCGAGUGAGCCGCCCCUGAUUUUGCCUAGGAGAACAUCCCGAGCUGGCCUCCACUGUCCUGUUAGGCUUCUUUCACUGUCUUGAGAGCCUUGAGUCUCCUCAUGAAGGCAGGGUUGUCUUAACCCUGUGCAGUAACUGUCGCUGCAGGGUGGACUUCCCAGAGGUUACAGAUGCCCACAUCUCAGGCCUGCACCUCAAGCUGCCCCUCCCCCCCAGCCACUCUUGUUCCCUUCUUUACUGGGCAAGGCAGGCUCUACCCUUGGCUUUUCUCAUUUGCUCAACACAAUCAAGAUGUCCGCUUUGAAUGCUUCUCCAUACUUCUCCAACCCCUUUUGGAUAUUCUGGGUCCUCAACUAAGGCCUCAGAAUCCAGGGUUUCUACUCCUUCAAGCUCGACAGGACCGACACUCCUGACUGAGUCAGUACUGAGGAGGACAGAGUGGACAAAGAACAUGAACGGAUAAAUGCAACAGCUCCAGACCAGUGAGCCCAGAGUCUGGCAAUUAUUUAUAAUGCCACUAGUUUACAGUGAAACCUAACACAGAAAGAUGCUCUACUGGCGGGGCUGCGGCUCAGAAAGUCAGUCUAUAGGGAUUUUCCCAGUAAAGCAGAUAACCUUUAGGUACCCAAAGGUUCCUUCUCCAGGAGGGGUGGACUAGAUAAUUUGGAAGAAGGGUCUUUCUGGUUCUUUGCCUUCAGCUCUGGGUUCUAGGAUGAAGGUCUUCUCUCUCAUGAGGUACCAAGGAUAUUAUGUACUGAUGCUACUGAUAAAGUUUAAAUACAACGAAAAACUAAGCAAUGCCAGUUUAUUGUUCAUGUUCAAUUU
Molecule: messenger RNA, 2037 nt
Organism: Apodemus sylvaticus (European woodmouse)
Lineage: Eukaryota; Metazoa; Chordata; Mammalia; Rodentia; Muridae
Gene: Tada1
Product: transcriptional adaptor 1
Exons: 8
Coding region: 154-1137 (327 amino acids)
Biological process (GO): regulation of transcription by RNA polymerase II
Cellular component (GO): SAGA complex
Molecular function (GO): transcription coactivator activity
Source: RefSeq, a predicted model, not a curated record